Bombyx mandarina (wild silkworm) is the source of this 3365-nucleotide messenger RNA. It is a transcript of the gene stl, whose product is annotated as ADAMTS metallopeptidase stall. The record is from RefSeq and is a predicted model, not a curated record. Lineage: Eukaryota; Metazoa; Arthropoda; Insecta; Lepidoptera; Bombycidae. Gene Ontology annotation, biological process: extracellular matrix organization; proteolysis. Gene Ontology annotation, cellular component: extracellular matrix. Gene Ontology annotation, molecular function: metalloendopeptidase activity.
ACCCACGAUACGUAUGCCGCUGGCUCCAAUAAUUCAGUUACGACAAUUUGAAAAAAAAAGUGGCCGAAUCAAUCAGUUACCGGCACCGUAAAGAAAACUCAAAAAUAAAUGGCGCGAAGUAUAAACGUCACUUUUAGAACUUUUUAUUGUUUGCAUUUAAUUACAUAGUUUAAUUUAUAGUUUUGUGAAAUGUGACUUGAUUGUUUUUAAUUAAUUGUAAAUAUGUUGCGGUGCUGGAGGACUGUGAUUUUGGCAGUUGUAUUGUUUUGGUGUUUUAAAACAAAUGCAGAGCAGUUUGGGGAUGAUAUCUAUUCAAAAGAACUCUUAAAAUAUUUGACAGAAGCCGAGAAGACCUUUUUACUAGGAAGUCGACCACAUGAAGCACAUUUCGAAGUUGCGCAUUUAAGCCGACCACGUCGAUACAAAAGGUCACUCGGUAAUAACGACAAAAGCAUUGCCGAUUUGAAAGGGCAUUUAGAUAUUAAGCUUAAGCUCAGAAACAGUUUCCUAGACCCGCACUUCCUCAUGCUGCGAAGAUGGUCGAACAAUACUGAUCUAGUCGUUGACGCGCAUGCUGACGAUGAGUUGGACAUGUGUUACUACGGUAGCGAUAACGCUGCUUUGUUUAUUUGUGAAAAUAUUAGAGGCGUAGUCAAAUCUAAUGAUAGUUACUAUUUAAUACAUCCGUUACCAGAAAGGUUCCAUACGGAUGAUACAAAAGCACAUAUUAUAAUCAAAAGACGUAUGGUCGAUACCAAUAACCACUUAGAAGAAAACGUUUCAUGUGUAGAGAAAGAUAAAAAAAAUACAACUUUGGUAGAUCAAAAAUUAUGGACCAAGCACAGAAGGAAAAGGGAUAUUAUAACUGAAAAUAAACCGGAUAAUACAAGAUUAAAAGAAUUCAAACUGAAUUUAGCUCACAGAAAUAGGACAAUAGGAAAGUUCAUUGAGAAACUAGCGACGCAAUCGAUAAGAGAGAAACGGGCAAUUCAACCUGCGAUUUUUGUCGAAACAGCCGUAUUUGUAGAUAGGGACUUAUACAAACAUAUGACAUUGAAUUUUCCUAAAGACACAGAAAGAGAAUUGGUUAGAUUUGUUUUAGCUAUGAUAAAUGCAGUCCAAUUGUUAUACCAUGACCCAUCUCUAGGAAGGCCGGUCAAUUUUAUACUGAAAAGACUCGAAAUAUUACAUGAAGAUCCUGCAAAUUUGAAAAGACCACACGAUAUAGAUAGGUUUUUAAGUAAUUUCUGCACAUGGCAACGAUUGGAAAACCCACCUGGAGACAACGAUCCGCUGCAUUGGGACCAUGCUUUGAUACUGACCGGUCUGGAUUUGUAUGUUGUAAAUAAAAAUGGAAAAGUUAGCAGUCAAGUCGUUGGCUUAGCUCCAGUGGCUGGUAUGUGUACUGUAACAAGCAGUUGCACCGUGAACGAAGGAAGGCAUUUCGAAAGCGUUUAUGUCGUGGCACAUGAAAUUGGACACAAUUUGGGCAUGAGGCACGACGGACCGUCUGCCGACAAUGGGUGUGAUCCCAGCGCGUUCCUCAUGAGCCCGACUCUUGGGAGCGGGAAGAUUACCUGGUCGCAGUGCAGCAAGAACUACCUACAGAAGUUUCUGGACACUGUCCAGUCUCGGUGUCUGCUGGAUCACGGGAACUCAGCUGGUCAGCUGGACCACAGCGCAGAGGGAAUCCUGCCCGGGGAGAGAUUUGACGCCGAUCAACAAUGUAUGCUAAAAUACGGUCGAGGCAGCAGGCACUCGGCUGCACAGAACUUAGAGGACAUCUGCCGGGACCUCCACUGUCAGAGGGAGAGGUACACGUGGACCUCCCAUCCAGCCCUCGAAGGAACUAAGUGUGGCGACGAUAUGUAUUGUCGAGGCGGGGAGUGCGCGGAGCGGGGAGGGCGAGGCGCGCGGGGCGGUGCGGGGCGUUGGGGGCGGUGGGGCGCGUGGUCCGAGUGCGCGUCCGCCUGCUUGCUGGACGACGCGCUGGCGCCCGCCGCGGCCGGCGUCUCCGUGGCCACUCGGCGCUGCAACCGGCACAGACACGACGACGACAACUUUUGUCCCGGACACGACAAGAAGUAUCAAUCCUGUCACGCGGAACAGUGUGACAACGUUCCCCGCAUGACCGUCCGAGAAUUCGCCGAUCAGAUCUGCACGCGGGCCAGGGACGUGGAUCCGGACCUCAUCGGGACCGGACUACAGAGGAUCGACUCUGACGACGUGAGCAGCGCAUGCGCAGUGUGGUGCGACACGCGCGGCGGCGGCUACAAGUCCCGGGGCUGGAGUCUCCCCGACGGAACUGCGUGUUCCAGGGUGUCUCCGAUGUUCUGUAUCAGUGGAAUAUGUCAGAAAUUUACGUGCUCUUCGACCAUUGAUUCGGAGUUCUCGCUAAAACCGAGCGACUGUGAAUGGGAAGCUUUACAGGCAGCGCCUACCGAGUCGACCGCUCGCGGCAAGUCGUCGGGUCCGUGGCGGCGCGCGGCCGAGUGGGUGGCGGCGAGCGGCUGCCACUACCACUGCAUCGCGCCCGGCGCCGGCCUGCGCCUCGUGCGCGCCGCCGCCUCGUCGCGCACCUCCAUACAGCUGUGCGCGCCCGCCGCUGCGCAGCCGCACCGGGGUUGCACGCGAAGGAAGUCGCCGUACCAGUACGCAACAAUGGUCUGCAGCAAAUACAAAGAACGCGUCAGAAGACUAUCAGGCCUCGGCAUGCAGAUAUCACCGGCUCUAGAGGACCCGGACCGGCCGUGCCGCAUCGCGUGCCAGGACGAGCGCGUCGCGCACCGCUUCUACUUGGUCAACGGGCACGAGGGCUGGUUCCCGCUGGGCACGGCCUGCGGGCACAACAACGCCUCCUACUGCGUCAGCGGGAAGUGCUUGGAGUUCGGCGGAGACAACACCCCGGUCCCGGAGACGGUGUACGCGCUGCCGCUGCUGCCGCGCCGCGUCACCCGCAGCCUCACCGCGCGGAUCGACGCCUCGCACCUCGACGACCUCAUCACCGCGCUCAACCUCACACAUACCCCGGAGGCUCACAUAACGUAUUACGACAGUAUACCAGACAACGUCGAAGUGGACUUCAACAAUCCCAUACACAUAUCUCCGGAGGACACGUUAUUGAGGAAAAAACAGAGACCGACGUGGGACUGAAUAAAUCAUCUCAACUGAAUAUUUUGUCAUUAAAAUUAUGCGGGACCAUGAUAAUAUCAAUGUCCAAUCUGAGGUGGUCUGUUGCAAAAAGAAAGAAAAACUCUACCACCUGCCUCUCUCUGUCUCUUUCACACACCCGCCCUUCAUAGUUUCAGAUCACAUCUUCUAAGUAAUGUAAACUAAAUUGCAAUAGAAAAAAUACACAGUUCACC